AUGGUUACUAAUACCACUACAGAGGACAGCCUUUUGAAUGGCACUGUGCCGAAUUCCAAGGUAAAUUUCAACCAAGAUUGGAUGAAAAACAACGGCAGUGCAGAGACACUUUCUACUCCUGGAUCCCCUAGCAAUCAAAGCAUCAAACGAAAACGCAGCUUCACAGAUUCAGCACAGGACAGAAAACUGCAGAAAUUAUCGAGCAGCUUGGCAAACGACAUUGCUCGAAGCCUGUCAGUAUCGAUGGACGAUGUGGACAUGACAGCACCUUCACAACCAUACCCUUUUGUUGCAUAUAAUAAACCCUUGAACGAAGAGAACCCAAUGCCAGCAUUGCGUCGGAUAUCACUGAGCGGCACUUUGAACCCACCUUCAGCAUCCAGCAUGGAGCAAUGGCUGAAACUGCAAGCACAGAAUCACAAUAUACCCUUUUCCGAAUACAACACUAUAUUUCACGAUAAACAAAAGCUACUGCGAAAAGAAUUAGAGCUGUUACAAAGGCCAGAUCAAUCCUUUGACUCGUUGCGCGAUCACUUGUCAAAGGUCUUACGAUUAGCCGAUGAACUCAGUGGAGACCGCACAAAGCCAUUUAUCGAAAUAUUUCCCGAAUGGACUUUGUACGAGAGCCGCAUCAGCACACUCGCUGCAUUUGUGCAAUCAAUAGAGGACAUGAGCUUCUCGAUCAACAACACGAUACCACAGACGGAUGACUUGGUGGAGGACAUCAAAGGCUUGCAAUCGCUAUUGGAUACUAAAAUGGCGAUAUAUGGAGAUGCGCUUAUACAGAACGGAUUGGAGUGGAAGGCAAUGGGUAUGCCAGUGGAUGAACAGCUCUUGAACGCAACAAAGGACUGGAUACAUAAGCUGUGUGUGGAUUUACUGGAUGCUUUGGAUGCAGAAUGCAAGAAAGUGCAAUCCCUUGUGGGCGACAUGGGCGAGCUUGUUGAUAUGCCUAUUGGCGAAAAUUUGAUGGCAUCUAUUCUAGCAGGCCUCGAAUUCAUUGCAGACGCAUCUACGUUUAUAGGCUACACAUCGCAGAAACUUGUUUAUGAUUGCCGUGUGCUGGCUACCAUCUAUGGGCAGUGGACAUCCGAGAACCUGGAUCACAUCCAUGACAAGCCUGUGGAUGUCAAUAUGAAGAAAUCGAGCUCCUCCAACACAAAAAGAGUCGACAUUCGAUAUAUGCAAAUCAUGGAUAACAUCACCCGCGUACUCACUGCAUUAUACGCAUUGUCAGAUUUGGAUAUGCUGCACAGAGACAUCAUGCACCUGUCAAGCUCAAUGACAUCGGCGGAGAAUCUGACCUCGGUCUUGGUGGAACUCACCGUAAGAGCGGUCAGUGUGAUUGAAAUGGAACGCAAAAACACAUCUGUUACAGCCAAAAUAGCAGGAAACAUCAUGACCAAUCCUCAAACAACGUUUAUAUACAUGGGAGAAUCCCUACUUAGCUUUGCAGACAGGAUUGUGGAAUUGGCAGGGAGAGAAUGGACAGAUGGCAAUCGAGUCAAGACAUUGCACACUUAUUUAGAGGAUCUGGAGAAUUCACUUAGUAAUUAA
Molecule: messenger RNA, 1557 nt
Organism: Mucor velutinosus
Lineage: Eukaryota; Fungi; Mucoromycota; Mucoromycetes; Mucorales; Mucoraceae
Exons: 5
Coding region: 1-1557 (518 amino acids)
Source: RefSeq, a predicted model, not a curated record